AUGUCUAAUCCAUUCAGCGAUUCGGGGCCCAGAAUGAAGAGAAUUAUCAUUUGUUGUGACGGCACCUGGCAGGAUUCUGACGGAGGGAAACUCGAGGUCCCGACGAACGUUACGAGGGUUGCUCGUGCCUUGAAGAGUUUUACCGAUGAUGGUGUUUCCCAAGUGAUUUAUUACCAGAGUGGGGUUGGCACUGGAGGGACGGUGAAUAGGCUUAUCGGUGGCGGCACUGGGUUUGGCCUCUCGGAGAACGUCCGCGAAGCUUAUGGCUUCUUAGCUCACAACUACCACCCAGGAGAUACCAUCCAUCUCUUUGGUUUCUCCCGCGGAGCAUAUACUGCACGCUCAAUCUGUGGCCUUGUCUGCCGCAUUGGCAUCCUAACGAAGAAGGGCAUGGACAACUUCUACCAAGUCUACCAAGACUAUCAGGCCAAGAAGUUUCGUAGCCAAAGUGCGGUAGCCGAAUUCCAAGCCCGCGAGGGUGGUAGCCUCGUCAUCCCGAACGUCAGAGUCAAGACGAUCUGCUGCUGGGACACGGUCGGAUCAUUAGGGAUCCCGUCAACCGGUGUUCCCAUAAUCGGGGACUGGAUCGCCGGGAACGAGCAGGAAAAGUACGGAUUCCACGACACAGACCUGUCCCCGCGCGUGGACAACGCUUUCCACGCGCUCGCGCUCGACGAGCACCGUGGGCCCUUCACGCCCACGCUGUGGAAGAAGACUGACGACACCCCGGUCAACCUCAAGCAGUGCUGGUUCCCUGGCGUCCACACAAAUGUCGGCGGCGGAUACGAGGACCAGGAGAUCGCGGACAUGACUCUCUCCUGGAUGAUCCAGCAGCUCUUGCCGUUCCUGCAGUUCGACGAUGACUACCUCAAGAUUAUCAUCCAUAACAGCGACGACCACUCCAGUGGCGAGUGGGCCGCUGGCAAGAUCUACGACUCCGCGACCGGGAUCAUGAGGAUUGUCGGCGGGAAUACCAGGACUCCCGGGGGGUAUGGGGACGGUACCGAGGAGACUAUCCAUAAGAGUGUGAGGAUUCGCACGAAGGUUGUUUCCGGCUGGUCUAGCAAGGCUUUGAAGGGAUGGACCUGGAAUGAGAAUGGGUAUUGGGAGAAGGGCAGUAAGAGAAUGGCGGAGGAUCAGUUGGGAUCACUGGAGAAGAGGUUGGCUGGAAAGGCGGUCGUCAAGGACAUGCUCGGGGAAGAUAUGUCGUGAUUUUCCAAGUCCCACUUAAGCUGUUUGAGUCCGAA
This is a messenger RNA of Tuber melanosporum (Perigord truffle), 1247 nucleotides long. RefSeq lists its product as uncharacterized. The transcript has 4 exons. Lineage: Eukaryota; Fungi; Ascomycota; Pezizomycetes; Pezizales; Tuberaceae. The record is from RefSeq and is a predicted model, not a curated record. The coding region runs from base 1 to 1212 and encodes 403 amino acids.